Molecule: messenger RNA, 1890 nt
Organism: Colletotrichum graminicola M1.001
Lineage: Eukaryota; Fungi; Ascomycota; Sordariomycetes; Glomerellales; Glomerellaceae
Exons: 3
Coding region: 1-1890 (629 amino acids)
Source: RefSeq, a predicted model, not a curated record
AUGAUCAACAUGAACGGUAACGACAUGCCCAUCAAACAAGAGGGCGUAGGAGCGCCCACUGGAGUCUGGACUACCCCGACGUCCCAGGGCAUGCGGCCCCGUCCUGCUACUAUCCACGAGGGCUUCUCUUACAGCUUGGGCGACGACUACGGCGCCCUCACCUCGUGGGACUCUUCGCCCCUUCCGAUGCAGCAGACUCCAAGCGACGCCAUGUCCCGCCCCGUCUCGGUUCACCAGCAAGACUUCUACCCCGUCACCACGAUGGAGAAUAUACUACCAGACUGGAACCACAAGCCCUGCGAGGAAACCUUUGAAUUCCCCAACCUGGACACUGAUAUGAUUGGCCAAGCGUACACUUCGGAUGAGGCUAUUCCCGUUCUUGACUUGAGAUACCAGCAACAAGAAGGCGAGCCUUUCAACUUCGACUGUGGCCCCAACCCAAGGCGCAUGUCGGGCUCAUCCUUCACCAUGUCGACAUCCGGUGCUCUAUCCGACAUGCCAUCCUACGAAGACUUCUCCGCUGCUCUGUCAGAGGCACCGUCAUUCAGUUCAGAUUACCCCCCGCCGUCUAACCGCAAUUCGCUGAUGUCGUCGACGCAACUAUCGCCCGUGGCGUCUCCUCGAAUGACCCCUCAAAGCCGAUCUGAACUCGUCAGGACCCAGAGCCGUGGCCGCGCCUCUCCAUCACCACGUCCGGGAAUGCGAUCUGCUCCGUACAGCGUUGAGCGUGGAACGACAAAGAGAUGGUCGACAGGAUCGUAUGGAACCCAACAGAAUCGGCGUCAAACACCGUUCGUGUUCCAUCCCGGUCACGACGCCUUCGGUGCUCACCAGCGCAUGUCUUCUAGACACUCGUCGCCCACUAUCCAGCAUCAGCAGGUCCCUCUCAACUUCACCAACCUCCAAGCAGCCCAGCAGCACCACCCGUUCAUGAUGGCUGCCCAGCCGCAGUACCAGAGGAACAGCAUGAACAGCAUGCUCUUGCCAUCCCAGUUGCCGUCCAACGGCUUCCAUCCCGAUGCCCAUCACUUCGAGGCCCCGCCGCCGCUACUGUCCCAUGGCCUCUUCCGUAUGCUUCAGAGCAAUGCCGACCCCCAUUCUCUUCACAGCCACUACACGGACCUGUCAGACCCGCCCGACCUCUACGCUUCGUUGCACGAGGAACAGAUCCCGCCUCCACCUGAAGACAUGAACCCGUCCGACCCGGAUCUCGUCCCGCACGAGCAAGAACUGCGGUUCGAGGGCGACCUAUACACCCCUAGAUGGGUGAGGGGCCACGGCAACAAGCGUGAGGGAUGGUGCGGAAUUUGCAAGCCCGGCCGCUGGUUGGUGCUCAAGAACUCGGCAUUCUGGUACGACAAGUCGUUCACCCACGGCAUCAGCGCCGCCACCGGCAACCCGUUCCAGGAGCCCCAGGAGACUCGCAGAAUGGACGGUAACCCGGACGUCUGGGAAGGGUUGUGCGGCAGCUGCAAUGAUUGGAUUGCACUCGUUAGCAGCAAGAAGAAGGGCACCACGUGGUUCAGACACGCCUACAAGUGUCACACCCACCCUAAGAUCAAGGACGCGCCAAAGCGUCGACGGGAGAGCAACCACAACCGCAACUUGGCGGCGUCUCAGAUGGCCAAGCCAAAGGUUGAGCCGCAACAACAGUCGGCGACUUCCAUGCCACAGCAGGCCCCAAUCACACCCCAGAUGACCCCGUCGGCGGUGGCCGGCACAAACACGCCGACGCCCGCUCAGAUGCAACAGCAGCACCAUCACCAACAACACCAACACCUUCAACAGGUGCCGCCGCCCAUGCCACAGAUCCAUGCACAAAUGGGAGCGAGCCACGGACAGUCGGGGAAUGUCAUCAAUCCUUUGGAGGGCAUGCCUGGCAUGAUUUGA